Diaporthe batatas is the source of this 1146-nucleotide messenger RNA. RefSeq lists its product as uncharacterized. Bases 1 to 1146 code for a protein of 381 amino acids. The record is from RefSeq and is a predicted model, not a curated record. Lineage: Eukaryota; Fungi; Ascomycota; Sordariomycetes; Diaporthales; Diaporthaceae. The transcript has 4 exons.
AUGGCCGAACUCAGCAUUAAGGAUGGCAUGAAGGCCUAUGUUGAUGAUGUGGAGCGUGAAAUGGAGGAAGGCUGGGGCAAACGGCUGAACGAUGACGAGAAUCAGAAAUUCAGGCACUCAUUGGUUGCCUUCGCAGACGAGGAGGGGGCCUUCAUGGAGAAUGCUUGGGGCCCUCAGAACCGAGACCAAAACAGGCUUGGACACCACAUCAGGGAGCUGGUGGAUCACUUGGUCGGAAAAGUCAAGAGCAGAGCCAUGGACGCCGGCCGCGCCCACGAGAUUGACGAAGCGGACCUAAUCAAUCGAACCAAGAUUACCAUCUAUGAUGGCCCUCUCAGCAUGCCUGGUUCUCACAUCCUGACAGGGGAGAUCGAAGAGGCUCGACCUCCCGAGAGUGAAGAUGCUGCUGUGGAGUUUACCGUCGCGACCCCCGACAUGGACUUUCAGGUGUCCUACCCACGUCAAGACUUCCAAGAUCUUGAGGUCGAUGAAGAUGACAUUCGGGGAGAGAGGGAGUUGGCAUCCGGCGCCUACCAUGAACCAAUUCCAAGCGGACCCGAGUUCGAGGACCAGAUCAGAGGUUUCCAAGGCAUGUAUGAGGAUGAGAUGGAUGAGAACGACGAUGGCCAUUUCCAGCCUGUGUCGCAGCAGGGUGAUAACUUGGGCUUGAUGGACAACAGCCUUGACAACAUGGACGCUGUCGGCAGCGCCCCUCUCCUUCCCCUACAGUGGUAUGAUCAUGCACAGGGAGAGGAUGUGAUGGAGUCCAUCGAGGAAGAUGAUAUCAUGGAGGACGACAACGAUGCCAAGGGCAAGCAGCCCCAGCAGGCAAAGGCAAAGGCCCCUUCUGAGCACCCCCGCCACAAGAACAACAAUCUCUGGGACGUUGUGGUGGACGCCGAAAAGCCCGAGGGACAACCCACGGGCUACAUUUGCAAGUUUGCCCGCUGCAAUGGCUGGCAAGGCAAGUGGACUUCCCGCAAGGCCCACUUCGAGGUCAAGCACCCGGAGGAGUGGUUUGCCUUCAGCGGAAAGCGGGCCAAGGUGCACACAUGCCAGGUCGAUGGCUGCGGCUGGUCCACCACCCACGGAAAUCACUACAUGAAGAAGCACAACAAGGACAAGCACGGCUUGAGCGAGGAGUGA